AUGGCCAGAAUCCGUGCUUUUGAUGUCUUCGCAUUUGCAUUGGUCGGGUUUGCUGGUAUAUAUAGUGGAACCCAGUUUUUUGAACCUAUAGUCAUCGAGAGACUGAAGAAAGACGGAAACCUCAGAACAGAUGUAGAAAUUCCGCAGUACGAUGAAGAGGGGAAUCCUCUCUCUCCUAAAUCGAUGCUCGAAAUCAAGCAAGAGUUAGAAAAGAUACAACAGCACCAGAAGCUAGAAUCAACCGAAAUAUCGAAAGAAAACUGA
Molecule: messenger RNA, 264 nt
Organism: Lachancea dasiensis
Lineage: Eukaryota; Fungi; Ascomycota; Saccharomycetes; Saccharomycetales; Saccharomycetaceae
Source: the annotation of a GenBank genome assembly